Messenger RNA from Eutrema salsugineum, 1360 nucleotides. RefSeq names its product E3 ubiquitin-protein ligase RING1-like. The transcript is spliced from 2 exons. Gene Ontology annotation, molecular function: ubiquitin protein ligase activity. Gene Ontology annotation, cellular component: cytoplasm. The coding region runs from base 92 to 1009 and encodes 305 amino acids. Gene Ontology annotation, biological process: protein ubiquitination. The record is from RefSeq and is a predicted model, not a curated record. NCBI's taxonomy places the organism in Eukaryota, Viridiplantae, Streptophyta, Magnoliopsida, Brassicales, Brassicaceae.
CGGCGAUACAAUUCACAGAUUCGAAACUCCUCUCUCCUCUGUUCCCAAUUUUUUGUGGUUUCAACCUCUUUGAAAUUUACAGAUUCCGGCCAUGUCUUCCGGCGGAAAUUCAAUCGAAUCCUCCGUCGUGGCGGCGGAGAAGAUGUUCUUCUGCUAUCAAUGCAAUCAAACAAUCACAAUCUCUAUUUCUUCCUCCGCUGAUCCUUUCUGUCCUCUUUGCAACGGAGGGUUCCUAGAGGAAUACACGGAGCCUAGCCCUAAUCCAAGCCCUAGUCUCAUCUUCCCGAUCUCCGAUCCAGUCUCAUCUCGCUUCCCCUUCAUCCCAGCCAUGGACUUCACGAACCCAAGCUUCUUGGGACAAUCAAUGGAGGUACAGUCUACUCAGCAGCAGCCUGAUGCUUUCGAUCCGGUUAGAUUUAUCCAUAACCAUCUUCAGCAACUCCAAUCAAGCGGUAUCAAUGUACAGCUUUUGUUCGAGAACCAACUCUCGGAUCUAGCUAAUCCUUUACCAGGAAAUCACGGCGAUUACUUCUUUGGUCGUGGUCUCGAGGAUCUGAUCCAACAAUUAGCUGAAGAUGAUCCGAAUCGGUACGGAACUCCUCCGGCUUCGAAAUCCGCCAUCGAUGCGCUACCGACUGUGAAAGUGACCAAGGACAUUUUGCAAUCGGAGAUGAAUCAGUGCGCGGUUUGUAUGGAUGAGUUUGAAGACGGUGUCGAUGCUAAGGAGAUGCCUUGCAAACACUUGUACCAUCAUGACUGCUUGCUUCCAUGGCUGCAACUGCACAACUCGUGCCCUGUUUGUCGACAUGAGUUACCCACAGACGAUCCUGACUACGAGAACAGGAAUCGUGGAGGUCAGACGAGCGGAGAUGGGGGAGGAUCAGGUGAUGGUCAGCAAACGCCGAGGAGGUUUAGUAUAUCGUUUCCAUGGCCGUUCAGAAGACAGGAUACAAAUUCGGAUUCUGGCAGUGGAUCUGAUAUGGAUACUAGGCAAGACGAAUUGGAUUGAGUCACAAGCGAAAGUGUCUUUGCUUGGAAUGGAAGCAAACGUGAAGGAGAGCCCUACAAAAGACAAAUUCAUUUGUUUUUACACACUCAAAACUUGUAAGAUGGUGGAGGAGCAGAAGACUGUAUAUUGUUACUUUUUAGUGAGGUUUCACUUAAAUUACUUGUACAUAUCUUAACGUUUUCAUUUUUUUUUACCCGUUCCUUAGAAUUGCAUUACGAAAGUGAGAGUUUAAUUUGCAAUUUUCUCUGUAUUGUAAUUGCUAUUAAAUUAUUUUCCAAAAUAUGGUUGUUGUUCUGUAAUAAAUUCUUAAGACUUUUUCUUCACCAAUUUCAAAUAAAUAGUUUUGGGCAU